GCUGUCAUUAAGUGAGGCCAGAGUUAUACUCUUGUAUUCAACCAAAGAAGAGGCCCAAGAGAUCAUCGCCGCCGCCGAAGAGCUCAAAAUGACCGGAAAGAACUACAUGUGGAUCGUGACACAGAGCGUUUUGGGCGGCGCCGCCGACUACGCCCCUGGUGAAUUUCCGCCCGGAAUGCUAGGCGUUCAUUUCAAUACAACACACCAACGAUUGUUAGAUGAAAUCGAGAGAGCGGUCACUAUAUUCGGACACGGAUUGGAGCUGUUUGUGAACGACGCCAAGAAUCUGAACCUAAGUCUAUCGCCAAACCUGAGCUGCAAUGGAUCGGCAGAAACGCGUUGGAGUCGAGGAGACAUAUUUUUCAAGUCUGUAUCGAUUCGUGUCUUUCCAUCCCUUCAUGUCAUG
Medioppia subpectinata is the source of this 406-nucleotide messenger RNA. The record is from the annotation of a GenBank genome assembly. Lineage: Eukaryota; Metazoa; Arthropoda; Arachnida; Sarcoptiformes; Oppiidae.